Messenger RNA from Pediculus humanus corporis (human body louse), 2382 nucleotides. RefSeq lists its product as uncharacterized. The record is from RefSeq and is a predicted model, not a curated record. NCBI's taxonomy places the organism in Eukaryota, Metazoa, Arthropoda, Insecta, Psocodea, Pediculidae. The transcript has 9 exons. The coding region runs from base 1 to 2382 and encodes 793 amino acids.
AUGGCAUCCGAGGACAGUAUGAAUGUGCAAACUAGAGAUGCUUUUGAUGAAGUAACAUACAAAAUGGAAAAAGUAAAUUGGGAAAAUUGUCCUAUUCAACAUUUAGGGGAUUUAUUUUUACCAGAAGACUCUGUAUCACAUUUACCUGACAUAAAAGAUAUAAAUAUAAAUCCUGUUUUCCCUAAUAGAACAGCAUUACUACACUUGCAUAACUUGGCGUUAAGUAGAAGCUUUUUUUGGAGUUACAUAUUACAAUCACGUUUUAUUAGGCCUGCGAUAAAUGAUACCUAUGAUCCAGGAAUGAUGUAUUACAUUUUAUCCACCGUAGCAGAUGUAUCUGCUAACCCACACAUAAAUGCUUCUGCAAUUUAUUUUGCUCCAAAUACAUCUUAUACACCAUCCUACAGAGGAUUUUUUAAUAAAACAAUGCCAAAAUUUGCACCUCGAGCAUACAGGGCAGAUGAUUUUAAUGAUCCUAUUCAUCUUGAGAGAAUAUCAACUUUGAACACAUUUACAAUACAGGAUUUGGGUGCAUUUCCUCCAGAUACUUCAAGCAUGGAUUACACUUCUGAUUUUUACAGAACAAAUGAAUGGUACAAAAAAUGGCUUCCUGAUCAAGUAUCUGGUAGACACGACACAAAAACAACUUACCAAGUUGCAAUUCGUUAUGCCAACAACACCAAUGAGACCUUUACCUUCCACGGCCCACCAGGUUCCGACGAGGUUCCUGGCCCCGUUAAAUGGACAAGACCUUAUUUUGAUUGUGGCAGAUCGAAUAAGUGGUUAGUUGCUGCAGUGGUUCCAGUUGCAGAUAUUUAUCCCAGGCAUACAACUUUUCGUCAUAUUGAAUAUCCUACGUACACAGCGGUAUCAGUUCUUGAAAUGGAUUUUGAAAGAAUAGAUAUAAAUCAGUGUCCUCGUGGUCCAGGAAAUGAUGGUCCCAAUCGUUUUGCUGACACUGCACGAUGUAAAAAAGAAACCACAGAAUGUGAACCGCUUAAUGGAUGGGGUUUUAGAAGAGGCGGGUAUCAGUGUAGGUGUCGGCCUGGCUAUCGAUUACCUAACGUUGUAAGGAGGCCAUUUUUGGGUGAAGUUAUUGAGCGAGCUUCUGCCGAACAUUAUUACAAUGGAUACGAUUGUUUAAAAAUUGGAUGGAUUCAUAAAUUACCGGCUCAAUGGGACAGAGCAACCAAAUUUCAAAGAGAAAAGUAUUUAGAUCGAUAUUACGAAUAUCGUACUUUCAACAAUGCUUCCGAUUUUAAUUUUACCGGUCCUAACUCAAUUCAUGUCAGCAAAAUAAAUAUCCAUUCAGUUCUUAAAUUUAUUUUAGGCGUAAAUGAAAGAAACUGUAAAGAGUAUCGUCCAGAAGAUUUAAUUUUGCAAGGAAGCUACAGUUACGGAGCUGAAGAGCAUUAUGAAAACGAAGCUAAAAUGGCAUUGAGACUGGCUAAUUUUAUAAGUGGUUUCCUACAAAUUUCCGAUCCGAAAGAAGUUUUUUCUGGUAAAAGAGUUGCCGAUGGUCCUUUAACUGAAGAUCAAAUGAUGGGGGAAACUUUGGCGUUGGUCAUGGGAGAUACAAAAAUUUGGGCCGCGGGAACUUUUUGGGAAAGAAAAAAAUUUACAAACAGGACCUACUUUGCACCUUACGCUUAUAAAACACAAUUAAAUACAAGAAUUUUUAAAAUGGAGGAUCUUGCAAGAUUAAAUAAAUCAAAUGAAAUUUAUACUAACAAACCGUGGUUUCAAUUCUUAAAGCAAAGAUGGGCAUCUAAUUUUGAUUCACUUGAAAAGUUUUAUUUAAAAAUAAAAAUAAGGCAAAACGAAACAGGAGAAAAUCAAAUCAAGUACGAACAUUAUCCGACAUCCUACAGAGCUGCCAAUCUCGAUCACGGGUAUUGGACUUCACCGUAUUUUGAUUGUGAUGGAAAAGUACCUAAAUGGGUUAUAACAUACGCAGCUCCUUUCUUCGGAUGGAAUAGUUUAAAAGCAGACUUGGAAUUUAAAGGCGUAGUCACAGUCACAAUGGAUCUUUUGCAAUUAGAUAUCAAUCAGUGUCCCUCCAAAUAUUCAACUCCAAAUGCAUUUAAGGAAACGCAUAAAUGUGACCAAAAAACGUCUUACUGUGUUCCGAUCUUGGGUAGGGGAUACGAAACAGGAGGUUAUAAAUGCGAAUGCAAACAGGGAUAUGAAUAUCCGUUUGAAGAUCCAAUUACAUAUUAUGAUGGCCAAAUUAUGGAAUCUGAAUUUGAAAAUAUUGUUAGUGACACGGCAACAAGAUUUGACAUGUUAAAAUGUCGCCUAGCCAAGGCUUCCUUUAUUUGCCCCUGUACAUAUCUUUUAAUAAUCUCAAUAUUUUUUUUAUAUUUCUUUAAAGUAGUUUAA